Molecule: messenger RNA, 1614 nt
Organism: Gordionus sp. m RMFG-2023
Lineage: Eukaryota; Metazoa; Nematomorpha; Gordioida; Chordodea; Parachordodidae
Exons: 1
Coding region: 1-1614 (537 amino acids)
Source: RefSeq, a predicted model, not a curated record
AUGUCGCCACUUCAGCUAGGGUUUGGUGUACCUGGAGGAUCUGAAAUUUCGGCCCAUCUUGCUCGCAUUACCCUCUCAAAUAAUAUUCCUGACAAUGUCGUUUUAAAACUUGAUUUCAAAAAUGCUUUCAAUACAAUCAAACGUCAAUAUUUCGUUCCCUUGUUUUGCCACAAAUAUCCUCAAUAUUCAUACAUUCUCAACAGUUACUCUAGCCCUACUUUUUUAAAGUGCAAUAACAACAUAAUAAAAUCUCUGGAGGGAAUCCAACAAGCAGACCCCUUAGGCCCAGCUUUUUUUUGCAUCGGGAUACACAAGAUAAUCCUAGAUAUUCAAUCUAUAUCUAACCUCACUCUAAAUUCCUGGUACCUCGAUGACGGUAUAGUCUCAGGCAACUUUUCCACAGUCAUGUCCAUUCCCUCCAUCAUCGAAAAUCUCUCUUAUAUAACAGGACUAUCUCUCAACUUCCCCAAAUGUGAGAUUUGCUUCUUAAACCCUACAACAUCCAUCCCUUCAGAAACCACAUUCCUCGCCAUCAACAGAGAAGAGAUGACACAUCUUGGAUCACCGAUAGGGGGUGAAAAAGCAAUCGAUACUUUUUUAAACAAAUCUCUCGACAAUUUAUCUAAUUUAAACUCACUUUUUAAUUACCUACCCGCUCAUCAACCCUUUUUUUUAAUCAAAAACUAUUUUAAUAUACCCAAAAUCCUCUAUGCCCUGAGAUCCUCACCGAUCUUCAAAUGCAGCCAUUUGCUAGUUUCCCACGAAACCCAAAUUAAGGAUCUCCUAGAAAACAUAUUAAACCUUAAAUUCUCCAAUUCAUCUUGGCUCCAGGCCACCCUUCCAUGCAAGUCUGGUGGUAUUGGUAUCCGAUCCCCAUUACAACUUUCCCUCUCAGCUUUUAUCUCAUCUAGUCUUGCUGCUCAAUCUAUUAUCGACAAUGGAUAUACUCCUUCAGAUACUGACUUCUCACAGGCCCUCACCUCUUGGGACAACAACUGCUCUCCCACCCGUCCCGCUUCCAGUACCCAAAAAGACUGGGAUGCUCCUCUGAUCGCCCGUUACGUUGAAUAUUUUAUUUCGAACAGGCCCUUUGAGGAAAAUCCCAAUAAUUUGGUACUAAAUGCAAACUCUGGCUACGAAUGGUUGGAAGCCAUCCCCAGCGCCAAUCUUGGUCUCCUCAUGACUGGCGAACAGCUACGUAUAUCUAUAGCCCUCCGCCUCGGCUGUAAUGUCGUAGUUCCCUCCAUCUGCAUCGAUUGUGGUCAGCCCAUUGAAUCGAAGGCUUACCAUCUCUUGCCCUGCAAGUUCUCCCGUGGACGACAACCUCGUCAUAAAUCUAUCAAUAACAUUUUACUAGCCACCCUCAAAAAAGUUAAUAUCCCAUCUACCCUCGAACCAGUGGGUCUUUCAAACGAAUACGCCUUACGCCCGGAUGGUAUUUCUCUCAUACCCUGGUCUAAUGGUCUUCCGCUAACAUGGGAUUACACUUGCGUUGAUUUUGCUGCCAAGUCUAACCUCUCAUUUUCUGCUAUCGAAAAGGCAGAAAUCCUUAAAAAAAUAAAUACGCUUGCCUCGCCAACACUAUGUUCAUUCCUAUCGUUAUCAAUACCCUAG